UAGUCAGUGUUGAGCAUAGGUGUGGUGUGAGGUGUGGCAUAUCUUGAACGUGAUUGGCUGUUAUGGAAAUCGGUCAUGUACUUCCUGUUUCCUGACUUCCUGUUUCCAAAUGAAAUACGUCAACACACGGAAUUAAGUCAAAGUCUCGAGCCGUUUCGUGGGCACGAUAAAAUCGAAUGCACCUUACAUUGGGAUUAAUAACCGCUUUAAUGCUACUUGCCUCUAUGACCAAAGCUUUACAGUAACAGUUAGAAGAAUGUUUAUUUAAUCGCAGUGACUGUCAGUUCCUGCAAUUUGACUGGAAAAUGUUGACCUCAGCAACUGCCAGGCCUAUACAGGAGUUGGAGAAACAGUAUUCACCCAGCCAGUGGUCCCACAGGAUGUCCGCUGAUGACGUGAUAAAAGCGCACGUGGCGGCGCUGAGAUCAGGUACAGAGAAGGCUCGAGCUGUUACUCAGAACAUUCUGGAUGUUCCUUAUGGAGAGGGAGAGGAAGAGAAACUGGAUGUGUAUAUGCCUAUCAGUUCCUCCCCAGAUGUGCCUCUAGUUAUCUACCUCCAUGGUGGUUACUGGCAGUUCCUGAGCAAGGAGGAGUCAGGUUUCAUGGCUGUACCAUUGGCCCACAAGGGUGUUGUGGUGGUUGCUGUUGACUACAGCACUGCCCCGAAAGGUAAUAUGGAUCUGAUGGUAUCUCAGGUACGCAGGAGUUUGGUGGCUGUCAUUCAGCAGUAUUCACAUAUCAGUGGGCUGUACCUGUGUGGUCAUUCUGCAGGUGCACACCUGGCGGCCAUGGUUCUCUCUACUGAUUGGUCAGAGUACAGUGUAUCACCUCAAAUCAAAGGAGCAUUCCUUGUUAGUGGCAUUUACGACCUGCUGCCCAUUCUGUCCACCUAUGUGAACGAGCCACUAAAGAUGACAGAAGAGGUGGCUCUUAGGAACAGCCCCAGUCAGUUAGUGUCUCAGCUAAAAACGUCCUCAUCUGGCUGCGACAUUGUUGUCGCCGUGGCGCAAAACGACUCCCCUGAGUUCCGGAAGCAGUCGGAAGAUUACUUCAAGUCUUUGCAAGAUGCCGGACUUAAGGUUACUUUUGAAGACAUACCUGACACAGAUCAUUUCAACAUCAUCGAGCAGCUUGUAGAUGAAAAUUACUACCUCACACAGCUCCUACUGAAGAUGAUGGGCAAAAGCUGAGGAGAUGCAAUUGGUCCAAAAUCAUGAACGAUGAUGGUCUUGUCUCAUUCUGUGCUAUAUAAGCAGUAAACUUCUUAUUAACUAUGCCUGACUUGUCAGUUUAACUAUAGAUCAAUCGAAUCUUAUUUCUUGGUUACUUUAUUAGGGAGUAACAGGGUAUUUACACACCAGCCUAUUCUGUCUUGCUGCUUGUGUGUGCUAGUUCUGCGUACAAUCUUCAGUAUGUUAUGGCUGUGAUUAGUAUCACUGUGAAUUCAUGCACUUGAACAAUGUUUCAGGUGUUCCUUAACCAAACCUUUAUCUGAUGAUUACCAUCCUAUACUGUGUUGCAAAUUAAUGUAGCAAAUUCUUCUACUGUACAUGAGGAAAUGAACCAUAUCUAGGUUGGAACUGUAAGACAUCUUCGAAACUUCAGUUUUAGCACGAUUUAGCAUAUCAGACUGUACCGAAGAGGUAACAAGGCGUAGUGUGUUUGGUCUAGCUGCUCAGAUGUCAUGAAAGUGUUGUUAAUGUGCAAAUUGGUCUUAUAUGUACAAGUAAUUACUGCAAUUAAAAAAAACCAUUCAAACAGGUCA
Ictalurus furcatus (blue catfish) is the source of this 1765-nucleotide messenger RNA. It is a transcript of the gene afmid, whose product is annotated as arylformamidase. The record is from RefSeq and is a predicted model, not a curated record. Gene Ontology annotation, molecular function: arylformamidase activity. The transcript is spliced from 11 exons. Bases 306 to 1190 code for a protein of 294 amino acids. Lineage: Eukaryota; Metazoa; Chordata; Actinopteri; Siluriformes; Ictaluridae.